Prorocentrum cordatum is the source of this 1090-nucleotide messenger RNA. The record is from the annotation of a GenBank genome assembly. Lineage: Eukaryota; Dinophyceae; Prorocentrales; Prorocentraceae.
AUGUCGUGCAUCACGCACGGCGGCCUGCGCGGGUUCUGGGGCAAGAUGUUCCAGAACGGGCAAGAUUGCCCGAACGCUUCCGAGCAUCAACCGGCGGCGAGGAUCAUACGCUCCACGGACAUGAGUGACGAAGACAAGCUCUCAAACAUCAUAAAGGAAGCAACGAGUCUCCUACAUCUCUCCAAGAAUAUCCUGGGAGACCCUCGCCUCGAGCGUCGUUAUCGCUCGGGGUGCACAACGGAGAUCAACAAGUAUCGUCUGGCCCAGUUCUCAUUACCAAAUGGCCAAUGGCAUGAUUUUCAUUCGCAUUACUUCACGAAGACUCAAGGAGCCGACCAGCGCAACGAUCACGGGGGCACGAUGACACCCAUGCCGAGCCUGGGCGGGGGCGAGUUUACACCGCACUUGCACCCAUGGUGCAAGACCCCAAACCUGUACCAUGUACUCGGGAUCGAACCAGAGCAGACAACGACAAAGGAGUUCCGCGAAAGGUAUCGCGUCUUGCACACGGACAGGCUGGCACAGCAGCCUGGCAACGGGCUCGAUCAAGUCGGAUUGCUCGCACAGAUAUUCAAGAAGCCGACCUAUCGACCCACGGUCUCUGUCUGGGAGGUUCCCCGUGCACUGGGCGGGCACCGGACGAUCGACGACUUGAGCGCUGUCGUCACGACACCCUGGUUGGAUGCGGAAGCUCCCAUGGAGUAUCGCAUGACCCCGCCAUUCUUCACCCACGAGCAAAACGAAGCCUUGCCUUGCGCGUGGCUCCAGGAACCGACCGACAAGCUGUACGAGGCGCUGGAGAGUCGUACUCCCCGAGAGCUAUUCCAGUGUUUCUACAGGAUCAUCUCGGACAGGUUCUACUCCCUUCACGCCACGCCCCCCGACCGCGUCGACUGGACUGGCGCAGCAGGCGAGCCCGAGACGGUUCAGCUAGGACCCGCUGCACGCAUCCGCUACCCCACGAGGGAGAACGAGCCCCUCGGGGAGAGCGUGCUCGGUAAAGGGGUGCUCCUACACGAUGUUGAACGCAUGACCUCCUACGAAGGAAUCAGCUUCGCCGACCUGGGGGCCCACGUGAGGGACUACCCGA